CGAGCGGAUCCGUCUCACACUCACUGAACAUCCGCAGAAGAUGGACAAAAAACCUGCUCCUAAACCUGCUCCUCGAUCGGCUCCAGGGGCCCGCAAGAACGAUGAGCUGAAAGAGCGGUGGAACCGGUCAGGCUGUUAAACCACUCUUACUUUGCUCUGAAUGAUUGUCUCGUGAAGAUGUUGAUGGUUCUGGUUGCAGCUGGUGGGGAUGAAUGAGGUUGCUGAGGAAGGAGAGCCCCCCCCGCUGGACCCUGGACCGCAUCAGACCGGACUGGACUGCUCCAGUGGAGCGACCGAGACAGAGAAUCUGAAUGAGAAACACGUUCCACAUCCGAGCACUAAACCUCGUGAACCUCGCUGCUCUGAGAAGAAUAUCAAUAUCAAAGCAGCUCUGGAGGAUUGUUUGGUUAAACGGCUUCAGAGCAACGAGCCGCAGGUCAAGAAAUGCUUUCAGAAGGGAAACAUUUCGAGAGAAUCUGCAGUGGUUUCAGAUUCGGACUUCAGGUCCUUCAUGCACACAAGUGCAAGCUUCACAAACGCUCUUCAGUUCUUUGUUUCUCAUCUGCCAAGUUGUGCAAGUGCUCUAGAAAGACAGCAUGCUGAGCUGCAGGAGGUGGCUGGAGUCGUGGAUAAGACGCACAAAGGCGUGAAGAUCGCCGGCAUCACCGGAGGAGCCACGGGAGCGGUGGGCGGCGCGGCGGCCGUGGCCGGGAUCCUCCUGUCCCCCGUGACCCUGGGAGCGUCUCUGGCCAUGACGGUGGUCGGGGUCGGGGUCGCGGCCGCUGGCGGGGUCACCGGGGCCUCGGCCGCCAUCACCAACAAAGUCAAGAAAAACCAGGUCAGGAAUAAAGUGGAAACAAUCCUGAAGGACUACCAAAGUGAGAUGAAGGACAUUGAAGGUUACUUAAACAACAUUAACACAGAGAUGGGGAAACUCCGAGAAUAUGACCUGCUGACGCUGGAGCGCGUGAAUGUCAAAUCCGCAAAGAUUGCACGGCUGGUCAAGAUAGUCGACGGAACGUCGACGGCGCUGUGCGUGAUGAGCAGGUCCUCGGGCGUGAUUGAGGGCUUUGCCCGCGGCAUGGAUCUUUUCUUCACCCAAGAAGAUUCACAGAAACUCAAGAAAGAGUCAAAGACCAGUUUUGCCCAGCAGAUCCGCGAGGUGGCAGGACAGAUUGAGGCCGGCUGUGCAGAGCUGAUGGACAUGAGAGAGAAACUGCUCUCAGAAGGGAUGUGAGCUCAGCAAUGGUGUUAAAAUAUAGUGAAUAAUGCUGAAUGAAAGGAGUGUUGCUUCGUUUGUUGUCGCUAGAGGGCUGCUUCUUAUAACUUUGCGUACUCUUGUGCAGGCAUGUAUUCUGUGAACCUUUGCAAAUGCCAAAAUAAUAAAAAGAUGUUCCUGAGAAGCUUGCUCGACUAGAAUAUUUUGAGCAUUUCAUGUUAGCCAUUCUUUGUCUAUUCCAUAAUGAAUAAUCAGAUCAUACAAGCAGGAAAAGGAGAAACGAAAGGGUUGUCGCUUCAUUAAUGUUCACUAGAGAUCAGAUUCCUACAGUUUCUUAUAACUCUGUUUUACUCUCGACAUGCAUUCUUGUUUUGUACCAAGUGUCAAAAUAAUAUCAAUAAAACGAUUUUCCUGAGAUUUAAUUGAUGCUUGAGGGUUUCAUGUGUGAUCAUUAUUUCCAUUCCAUAAAGAAUAAUCAGAUCACACAAAUAGAAAAAAACGAAAGGGUUGUCGCUUCAUUAAUGCUCACUAGAGGUCAGACUCCUAGUUUCUCUGUUUUACUCUCGUGUAGGCAUGCAUUCUUGUGUUGUACCUUUGCAAAAGUGUCAAAAUAAUAAUAAUAAAAAUAUAGCAUAUUUAGAGCAUUUCGUGUGUAUUUUAACACUGCAUUCUGUCUCC
Molecule: messenger RNA, 1897 nt
Organism: Onychostoma macrolepis
Lineage: Eukaryota; Metazoa; Chordata; Actinopteri; Cypriniformes; Cyprinidae
Product: apolipoprotein L3-like
Exons: 8
Coding region: 209-1237 (342 amino acids)
Biological process (GO): lipid transport; lipoprotein metabolic process
Cellular component (GO): membrane; extracellular region
Molecular function (GO): lipid binding
Source: RefSeq, a predicted model, not a curated record